AUGAUUGCACGCCGCUCGGCAGUACUCCGGACGGUGCUGCUGCUGGUGAUCUUGUCCUUCGUGGUGUUCUAUAUACUCGGAUACUACUAUCAGCCGGCGGGUGGCAAUCGGAACUACGCACGCAGCCAGCACCUGUUGGAGGGAGCCUCCCACGAAGCGCUGCUGCGCCGUCUCAAAACAAUUCUGAACUGCAACACCCCGUCGAAUGGAUUCCAGCUCGAGACGCAUGGCGAUCACUACCUUCUGCGUAACUUCUACGCCCCAGAGCGGAUUGUUCACUGCUACGAAACCAUAACCUACACCACGCACGCCGACUACACCUUCUUGGACAAUGUGGUGCCGCUGCUAGAACGUUGGUUGGCACCUAUCAGUAUCGCACUGUAUGCGCCUGGAGUCGAUCUUGACCGAUCGGUGGUUCUGAUCCAGUAUCUGUUGGAGUGUCACGAACAGAGAGCGCUGGUGCGUGACUUCGUGAGCUUUCAUCUUUAUUUUGAGUUUGAACAUCUUCCCACGCGGCCAGUAUCGUACUACAGGGAGUUGCUAUCCGUCCCUCUCGUGGAUUGCACUAAUGCGACAAACGCCUGGAAUUCGUUACUCCGCAACGAUAAAACCUCAAUACCUACCUUCCGGGCAGCCAACAACCUAACCUACCCUGUGAACGUGGGUCGUAACAUUGCGCGCAGUGCGGCCGGUACUCACUUUGUACUUGCGAGCGACAUCGAACUCUACCCAAAUCCCAACUUUAUCUCAAUGUUCUUGCGCAUGAUCGCGCACCCCUUCUAUCAGUACACACUGCACAGCCCCUCCGUGUACGUGCUGCCAGUGUUUGAGGUCGCAGAAGACGUCCCUGUACCGGUGGAUAAAGCCCAUUUGCUCGAGGAUCUCCAGAGCGGUGAUGCGAUAAAGUUUCACGAGAAGAUAUGCUCCAACUGCCACACGGUGCCGGGGUUCGUGGAGUGGCUAGCGGUAGUAAAGGAAGACUACACAAUGGACAUACACGUGACUGCAUGGCGAGAAGGAGCGUACGCAACCUGGGAACCGAUCUACGUCGGCACAAAGCACGAGCCAGAGUACGACGAGCGGUUAAGCUGGGAAGGCAAGGCGGAUAAGAUGGCACAGGGCUUCAUUAUGUGCAUACUGGGCUACGACUUUCACGUUCUGGAUAAUGGAUUUCUGGUCCAUCGGCCCGGCAUUAAAACGAUCGCGCAAGCGAACCGACCGCACCAGCAAGCGAAACAACGGACCUUUAUACAAGAAACGAUUGCACGGGAGAUAUCUACACUAUAUGGUGAUCGCGAAGGAUGCAUGCUAUAACCCGGAGGACUCCUUCAUUCCCCAUUUUUCUCGGUACUUUCCAUAUUCUAGUCACCUUCAGAUGGAAAACCUUC
Molecule: messenger RNA, 1388 nt
Organism: Anopheles merus
Lineage: Eukaryota; Metazoa; Arthropoda; Insecta; Diptera; Culicidae
Product: beta-1,4-glucuronyltransferase 1-like
Exons: 3
Coding region: 1-1314 (437 amino acids)
Source: RefSeq, a predicted model, not a curated record